UUCCCUCUCCGGGCAUCCUCCCUGGGCUGCCGGGAGGCGGCGGCGGAGGAGGAGGAGGAGAAGGAAAGGGGGGAGAAGGCGGAGAGCAGGAACGCGAGGAGGUGGACCUGGAUCCGUUUCUCCCGGCCAGGACCCGAGCGGCCCCAGCUACCGCUACCCGCCGGCGCCGUCCGCUAUCCAUCAACCCUCCUGCGCCCACUCGCUACCCCAGGCUCUCUGCGCGUCGGGCCGGGGCCGGAGCCGCGCGGCCAGAGACGGCCUGGCCUCCUGGUGAUGCGCACGUAGCACUAAGUGUUGGUGGCCAUCGGGGACUUUGCAUCCUGGGGACGAAUCCCGAGCUUGCCAGAGACGGACGGCAAAAGCAGGUCCGGCCUCUGUUUCCCCGUGAGGAGCAGCCGCGGCCCACCGAGAUGUCCAGGCACCACAGCCGCUUCGAAAGAGAUUACCGGGUGGGCUGGGACCGCCGCGAGUGGAGUGCCAACGGGACGCAUGGGACCACCAGCAUCUGCAGUGCCACCGCCGGGGCCGGUGGCAGCACAGCCAGCAGCCUCAGCGCCCGGCCAGGCCUCCUGCCACUGCCCGUGGUACCCUCCCGGCUGCCCACGCCUGCCACGGCCCCCGCGCCCUGCACCACUGGCAGCGGCGAGGCCAUCACCAGCCUCGUGGCCAGCUCUGCCUCUGCGGUCACCACCAAGGCCCCCGGCAUCUCCAAAGCAGACAAUCAGUCCCAGGGACUCACGACCAGCAUCCGGUGGGGACAGACGCCCAUCAAUCAGUCCACGCCUUGGGACACCGACGAGCCACCCUCCAAGCAGAUGAGGGAGAGCGACAAUCCAGGCACAGGGCCAUGGGGGACCACCGUGGCCGCCGGGAGCCAGCCUGCCCUGAUCGCACACUCCUAUGGAGUGGCCCAGCCGCCCACCUUCAGCCCGGCUGUCAACGUCCAGGCCCCGGUCAUUGGGGUGACCCCCUCACUGCCUCCCCACGUGGGGCCCCAGCUCCCGCUGAUGCCAGGCCACUACUCGCUCCCACAGCCGCCCUCUCAGCCACUGAGCAGCGUGGUGGUCAACAUGCCUGCCCAGGCCCUGUAUGCCAGCCCGCAGCCCCUGGCUGUCUCCACACUGCCCGGUGUAGGGCAGGUGGCCCGCCCCGGACCCACCGCCGUGGGCAACGGCCACAUGGCAGGGCCCCUGCUGCCUCCACCACCGCCGGCCCAGCCGUCUGCCACCCUCCCCAGCGGUGCCCCGGCCACCAACGGGCCCCCCACGUCAGACUCGGCCCAUGGGCUGCAGAUGCUACGGACCAUUGGCGUGGGGAAGUAUGAGUUCACCGACCCCGGGCACCCCAAGGAAAUGUUGAAGGAAUUGAACCAGCAGCGCAGAGCGAAAGCGUUUACAGACCUGAAAAUUGUUGUUGAAGGCAGAGAGUUUGAAGUCCACCAAAAUGUUCUAGCUUCCUGCAGCUUGUAUUUCAAGGACCUGAUUCAAAGGUCGGUGCAAGACGGCAGCCAGUGUGGCCGGGAGAAGCUGGAGCUCGUCCUGUCCAACCUGCAGGCCGACGUCCUCGAGCUGCUGCUGGAGUUUGUCUACACGGGCUCACUGGUCAUCGACUCGGCCAACGCCAAGACUCUGCUGGAGGCGGCCAGCAAGUUCCAGUUCCACACCUUCUGCAAAGUCUGCGUGUCCUUUCUCGAGAAGCAGCUGACGGCCAGCAACUGCCUGGGGGUGCUGGCCAUGGCCGAGGCCAUGCAGUGCAGCGAGCUCUACCACAUGGCCAAGGCCUUCGCACUGCAGAUCUUCCCCGAGGUGGCGGCCCAGGAGGAGAUCCUCAGCAUCUCCAAGGAUGACUUCAUCGCCUACAUCUCCAACGACAGCCUCAACACCAAGGCCGAGGAGCUAGUGUACGAGACCGUCAUCAAGUGGAUCAAGAAGGAUCCUGGGUCCCGUGCACAGUAUGCGGCGGAGCUCCUGGCCGUGGUCCGCCUCCCUUUCAUCCACCCCAGCUACCUGCUCAACGUGGUUGACAACGAGGAGCUGAUCAAGUCGUCGGAAGCGUGUCGGGACCUGGUCAAUGAGGCCAAACGCUACCACAUGCUGCCCCACGCCCGCCAGGAGAUGCAGACGCCCCGAACGAGGCCACGCCUCUCAGCAGGUGUGGCCGAGGUCAUCGUCUUGGUUGGGGGCCGUCAGAUGGUGGGGAUGACCCAGCGCUCGCUGGUGGCCGUCACCUGCUGGAACCCGCAGAACAACAAGUGGUACCCCCUCGCCUCCCUGCCUUUCUACGACCGCGAGUUCUUCAGCGUAGUGAGUGCCGGCGACAACAUCUACCUCUCAGGUGGGAUGGAAUCAGGGGUGACGCUGGCUGAUGUCUGGUGCUACAUGUCCCUGCUCGAUAACUGGAACCUCGUCUCCAGAAUGACGGUCCCCCGCUGUCGGCACAAUAGCCUUGUCUACGAUGGGAAGAUUUACACCCUCGGGGGACUGGGCGUGGCGGGCAACGUGGACCACGUGGAGAGGUACGACACCAUCACCAACCAGUGGGAGGCGGUGGCCCCUCUGCCCAAGGCAGUGCACUCCGCUGCAGCCACGGUGUGUGGCGGCAAGAUCUACGUGUUCGGGGGCGUGAAUGAGGCAGGCCGGGCCGCAGGCGUCCUCCAGUCUUACGUGCCACAGACCAACACCUGGAGCUUCAUCGAGUCCCCGAUGAUUGACAACAAGUACGCUCCCGCCGUCACCCUCAACGGCUUCGUUUUCAUCCUGGGCGGGGCUUAUGCCAGAGCCACCACCAUCUACGACCCUGACAAAGGGAACAUUAAGGCAGGCCCCAACAUGAACCACUCUCGCCAGUUCUGCAGCGCUGUGGUGCUGGACGGCAAGAUCUACGCCACCGGAGGCAUUGUGAGCAGCGAGGGGCCCGCCCUGGGCAACAUGGAAGCCUACGAGCCUGCCACCAACACGUGGACCCUCCUCCCCCACAUGCCCUGCCCCGUGUUCAGACACGGCUGCGUGGUGAUAAAGAAAUACAUUCAAAGCGGCUGACGGCGGCAGGAAGCCCACGAUGAGACUGUGGACCCGUCUGGUGAGGCAAAUGCUGCUCACAGAGAUCAACUUUCAGCAGCACCGACCGACGAGGGGCUGACCGACACCGUCGAGGAACUCACUGCGCUAAACAUUUUGAAUCCACUCUCCCCUGAAUGUAGGAGAAUCAUCCUCGCCUUUGGGGGAAGUGAGGGAGACGCCUCCAAGCAGCGGGAACCAGGACCAUCCCAGCAAGCCGGAGAGCCAGGCAGGCCGGCUGGGCCUGGGGCUCCUGCAGAGGCACUUGCUCUGAGUGGAGGCGCUCACUCUGCCCAGUGCAAUAGAGUUUCACAUAUUUUUCAACUGGGAGAGAGAAGCUGUUUUUUUCCUUCCUGCAGAGCAAGCUUGAUCCCCAGCCAACCAUAGAUCAGUUAUCCUAUGACAAUAUUAGGCAUCAGGCUCUCUUGGAAUAAGAUCAAAGUGUCCUUAUCACUUUGAUUCCUACUUUUGUUUUUAACCAACCUACAAUUUCAAUGGCCGAGGGAAAACAGGGGACAAUACUACGGGGCACAGGGCCUGGGAGGCUGCUGGUCCCCACUGGGUCAAAGACAAGUCCAGCCACCGUGUGGAGCCAGAAGUGACUGGAGCAGCGGUGCGGGGACGAGGUGGGGGGCGGCCGUGGG
This is a messenger RNA of Phacochoerus africanus (Common warthog), 3700 nucleotides long. RefSeq names its product kelch like family member 29 (gene KLHL29). The record is from RefSeq and is a predicted model, not a curated record. The transcript is spliced from 14 exons. NCBI's taxonomy places the organism in Eukaryota, Metazoa, Chordata, Mammalia, Artiodactyla, Suidae. Bases 411 to 3038 code for a protein of 875 amino acids. Gene Ontology annotation, molecular function: protein binding.